Messenger RNA from Hyaloscypha bicolor E, 633 nucleotides. RefSeq lists its product as uncharacterized. The record is from RefSeq and is a predicted model, not a curated record. The coding region runs from base 1 to 633 and encodes 210 amino acids. The transcript is spliced from 2 exons. NCBI's taxonomy places the organism in Eukaryota, Fungi, Ascomycota, Leotiomycetes, Helotiales, Hyaloscyphaceae.
AUGACGGGAAAAUUCUCUGAGAAGGACCCUGAGCGGUGUAACCACUAUGCUCGAUUUAUGCAGCACCUUAACAUUGCUGAGGCAAACACAGUAUUCUGGCUAUUGUUCGUCAUCUCUUCCAGAUCUAUCGCCCUCGGUGCCCGCCUCAACGCCCGCCUUAAUGGCCUUGAAAGAGCAAUCUCCGAAGAAGAGGCUAGACAAGAAAAGAAAAAGGUCAAGCGCCUUCGAAAGCACCAACUUUCCAUCGCCUCCCUAUGUCUCGUUCUCGCGGCAACAGGCACAGUCUUCGAAUGCUUCGCAAUACUAAACAUCCAGUACUGCGAUGGAGAAGACCUCACGCAACUUUACUGGGGCUUCUGGACGCUCCUUUCAGUCGGUAGCAACAUAGCUAUUCUCGGCGUCAUGGUCCAUCUCUGGAUCGUCCUCGGUGACCACGAGACACCCAGUUGGGCCGUCGCUUUGGGCACGCCUGUCCUAGUAUUCGCUUCACUAGGCUUCGUCUUCCAUUCCAUCGGGGCACAGACCUGGGAUCGGUGCCGAGGAAAGCGCGUUCAGGAAGGAGAGAAUCCGGAGGAGGUCAACGAGACGGAUGUGGAGAAGUGUGAUAGAGUGAGAUCCAUGAGCCAGGCGUGA